This is a messenger RNA of Durotheca rogersii, 2400 nucleotides long. RefSeq names its product ICE2-domain-containing protein. Bases 510 to 1826 code for a protein of 438 amino acids. Gene Ontology annotation, biological process: septin ring assembly; endoplasmic reticulum inheritance. The record is from RefSeq and is a predicted model, not a curated record. Lineage: Eukaryota; Fungi; Ascomycota; Sordariomycetes; Xylariales; Xylariaceae. Gene Ontology annotation, cellular component: cortical endoplasmic reticulum; perinuclear endoplasmic reticulum; endoplasmic reticulum membrane. The transcript is spliced from 2 exons.
GAGUGAUGUGAACCUGUUGUCAUCUGGCAUUUACGGUCAGCCACGUGCAGAUAACCGAUAAGCCAGGUGGCAGCUUCGGUGGGCUGUCGAGUUCCGAAUUCCUCUCGCCCACCACAAAAUAAACCUGCUGGCAGCUUUUAUUAGGGCCGCUCGGCCACCUUUGAUCAAAAAACCUGACGGUCCGGAAACCUGCCCCGACGAAGAGCCCGCAUCAAUCCCUCCUCUCCGACGCGACGAAAUCCUGUUGGCCAUCCCCAAAUCCAUCCUUGAGGCCCUCGCCAAUUUGUGCUCCUCCUAGUCACGCGCCGUUCCGUCUGGACCGGCCACCCACCACCCACUUACCCCCCCCCCGGCUUGAUCGUGACACUGACAACUCCCGACAUCACCAACAUCUACGCCGACGCCGACGCCGCAACGACGAACCGUCAUCCUACAGCAUCACCGCAGCUCCAAGCCCCGGCCGGACGCCGAGCUGGAGAGGCGCGGCAACAGCCGCAAUCGACGCGCCCAUGUUGUGGUUCUUUCGCAUCGUCUUCAGUUCCGUCUUCCUUCUAGCCAUCGUCCUCUCCAUACCCAUAUCCUUCGAUGUAGGCGGGCGAGAUAGCGGGCUGGCCUACAGCCUCUCCCUCUUCGUCUUCUACUUCCUCUACAGCUGCGUCAAGCUUGCCACCCCCGAAAACUCGCGCAUACGAUGGUCUGUCGCCAAGCUUCUCCAGGCCUCCCAGUGGAUAGUCAUUCCCAGUCUCCUCAUAUGGUCCCUAAAUAGCUUUGCUGUCGACGCGAACAGCACCGAUUGGGUGUCGAGGACGAUCGGCGGCCUCGGCAGCCAGAAGCACACCACCUGGUCCGACUGGUUCUUUGGCAAUGGUGGAAUAGUAGAAUCGGUCACUUUCGGCAGUUGGGAUAAGACGCUCCGAUACUCGAGUCCGGUGUUCCAGUUGGCCGAAGGCUUCUGCACCCUCUUGGUCAUCCAGGCGGCAGGCCAAAUUUCAAGAUGGCUUGUGAAUAGGGGACGGAGCGACACCUGGAUCCUCCUUCUCCUGAUUCUAUCUGCCUCUAUCAUUGCUAGUGCCCUCUACUUCCUCUGGCGGGUAACCAACUUCCCCUCUAUCAACAACGUUGACGCCUCGCUCAUCGGCGUUACCGUCACCUCGGCUGCGUUUCUAAGCGCUAUAGGGAUUCUUACCGGUCGUGGGAAUCCUGUCGAGUCCUCUCUUCUCUUCUCCUACGUCGUCCUGUGUGUCUACCAGAUAUUUACAGACUAUGCGCAAUCGCCAGAGGCCCAGGCCCAGGCCGCUGAGCAGGCCGCGAGCCAACCCGAAUUCCCCCCCCUACCACCUAUUAUCAUGGCAAGCUACUCGACCCUCCUCCACCUGUUCAGGAUGUUGCCGUCCGCGGUAUAUUCCUCCUUGACCUUCCUCCACGCCGCCUUUCAGACCAUCGCGCCCUCGGUCAUGAUCUCGCUGGUGUACCGACUCAUCGUCUUCUACUGCGCAACUCGUAUUAUCCCUGCCGUUCGUGCGUCAGGUGCUAGGGCCCUCAUGCAAGAACCCUCCCUGGACGACUCGGACGAGGCAAACCGCCUUCUGGGCAUCCUUUCUUGGUUCUCGCCAUCGAUACUCAUCGCUGUGUACACCAGCCUCCUACUGCAGCAUUUCUCUACUAGCAACAGUGACGACAGCUGGACACUUCGACACGGCGAUGCAGGAGGGAACACCUGGCGGUGGGUCAAUGUCGCCGCAACAAUGGGUCUGUAUGCUGUCGAGCUAUACCUAGGUAGCGAUGACGCAGAUAGCGGCUUGGUUAACCAUUGGAAGACCGACUAGGUAUUAGUGACCAUCUCUGCCAUGUUUGGACCCGGUUCGGAGAAUGAGGGAAGGGUUGAGAUUUUUAUUCGCCUACGGUAUAGUGCAGAUCCGACGGAUGGGCGAUGAAGAGCUUGUCGGAGAGCGAGAGAGAAAGAGAGAGUAGCAUAUAUUUUAACCUCCGCCGAUGAUCGCUGCCGUCGGAAGUCAGCAGCACCACAGGGCAGGGUAAGUCGUCUAUUUAGGAGAGGAUGGUUCACAGCACUCGGCGUUACGGGCAUCAGGGACAGUAUACCAUUCCGCUGAAUUCGACACCUUUUUUUUCCGGUCACAAUCGCGCAGCAAAUCGCACCGAGUAUACUGUGCACCUGCAAGAGGUUGGUACAUAUUAGGUGGUUACUAUAAGGCGGCAGCCGCCGAGGCACGUAAUUAAUGAAAGAAAAAAAGAUGACCUGUCAAAAGAGACUACGUCUCUUUGGGACCCUGGACGAAGAUGUACAUAGUCGAACUAGGCCGGCCUGGAGAUGCUCGUGCAGGGGCGUCGAAUCAUAGCGGAUUGAGCUUGGCCAAAAAUUCUCCCAACGCAACUUGAUCA